Messenger RNA from Penicillium pulvis, 3906 nucleotides. Its product is annotated as GAS2 domain protein. The transcript has a single exon. Gene Ontology annotation, molecular function: microtubule binding. The record is from RefSeq and is a predicted model, not a curated record. The coding region runs from base 1 to 3906 and encodes 1301 amino acids. Lineage: Eukaryota; Fungi; Ascomycota; Eurotiomycetes; Eurotiales; Aspergillaceae.
AUGGCAGCUAACCAACAAGUCACCCCUCUUCGCCCAUCCAUCCGCCUCUCCCCCGCUCAUUCCCGAGACAACUCACGAUCUACUUCCCCGGAACGAAUUCCUGGAUCGUUAUAUCCCAAGACCGACCCUCUACUCAGUAAUCUCUCUCCCGAAUCGACCCUACAUGCCCUCACCUCCACUGAAGCCGUGCCGGCCAACGGGAACUUCUCACACCUCCUAUCACGAAGUAUCUCGCAAGUCUCGCCUGCUGAACGCGCCCUGGGCAUCCGUGCUGCCAUAGCGGCCCGUAACCUUAAUCUUUGGCACAAGGAGGUGCAGGCGUGGGCGUGGCCGAAAGUCAACGAGGCCGCGGCUGGAAAGGGCUUCAUGCCUCCGGCAUCAUCCCUUGUUGAGCCGAGCUCCCCAUUGACCGAUACUGGCAUCAUAUAUUAUGGCAGCUUGCCAGCUGAAGUGGUGGAGGAAUACGAGAAGAGAAUCGAAGAGAUCCGCGACGGAAUGGAUAGCUUGGAUGUGGACGAAUUAAAGGAACACGUUCUUAACGCCCACAUUCCAUCCCGGUCUCGCCCUUCCUCCUCGACCAGCACCGUGUCUGUGCCCCCUCCGCUCAGCUAUGUACAGCUCAGUGACUUUACCGCCAUCGUUACUGCCACAAUCCUACGCGCCCUGCCCUAUCUGGCGCGAUUGAACCAUCUAUUGACCAUCUGGGAGGUUCGCCUUUUAGUUUUACGCCACAUCCCAGGUCUUCUAAGAGAGUUACGGUCAACGAGAAUCGCUUUGAAUACUUCCAGCAGCUCAAUUCAGUCAUCAAACGCUUCCGAAGACGUUGAGGCCCGAUUUUCAAGCUCUUAUCUACGCGAUCAACAUGUCCAACUCGAGUCCGCAGUCAUUGCUGUGGGGAAACGGGUGGACCGUGCUCUCGAUGCGUUGGAAGGUCGAAAUGAUUCUUUGCCUGAACAAUGGCUUGAUGAUCUAGAAAGUAUUGAGUCUGACUUCGCUGCAUGGGUGGUUGAAACGGAGCGAUACAAGCUUCGCACCGAAUGGCUUCGCGCGAAGGACCAGUCUACGUCAGCCGAAUUAUGUGAAGAAUCCAAGUCUUCGCCUGAAGAGGUCUUCGAGAAGAAAAACAAUGUUGAGCCAGUCAUAGCUCCCGUUGAAUCUGAGCCUGACCAAAUCGCUCCAAUGGAGACUCUCCGAGAGGAAGCUAGACUCUCAUUCCAACCCGCUCACUCUGCAAAUUGUCAUGUUCAGGAGCAGCCCGAUCAAAGUUCUACGCCAUCUGUAGAUAUAGGCCUAACGGUUGUGACCUCUGGCCCCGAGGCUUCACUCGGCAGUGUGCUCGAAUCAUGCCCUCGAACAGAGACCAGCGAAAAGCCUGAAAGUCGAUCAAAUCUUCUAGUUGCAGAAGACAUUGAAACCCCAACGCAAUUAACAUUUCUCCGAGGCCUGUCACUUGGAACACCAGAAGUCCAGUCGCCAUCUCGGAUUCCUUUGCCGGUGUCGCCUGAUGUGGAGAACAAAGAAAACAUCCCGCCGCAAGGUUUUGUGCCCCAGCAGUCAUCAUCCGUCCGAGAAUCCGGAGCUAAGCCGGCUGUCUUGGGCGAGCAUAAAGACGAGGAUGCAUUCGCCCAGAAGCCUGUUCCCCAUGUGCCUGAGAGCGAGCAGGAGUCCAGCACUGCUGAUACUGCUCCUCUAGCCCCAAGACAAGAAGCUCUGCUUGGAGGCGAGGGCCUCCAAUAUGAGGCAGGUCCGGACCUGAAGGAAGAAAUGAAUGAAGAUCUGACCAAGUCUGCGGAGCAUGUUUCAUAUGAUGCGAAUACUGUGACAACGGCCUUGCCGGUAGAAAAACCGACACAGUCCGCGACCGAUGAGGAAGAAAUGCCAACCAUGGAAACUCCAGCGACCCCGGCUGAACCAUCAAGAGAUACGAUCAAGGGUUCAUCAACAAAAUCCACACCCCAGCAACCUGGAAACACAAAGUCAAGGAUUCCUAAGCCACAGCCUGCUCGAGCGACAUCACCACCGGCGCCAAUCAAAGAGCAUGUCCCAGAACAGCAGGCUGCUUCCAAGAAGAAGCCAUUACAAAGCCCGAUCAAGCUAUCCAAGUCCCGCCAAGGAAUCUCAAGCCACGAGAAGGGCUCCCCGAAGCCUCGCUCUCGUCGGCCAUCGACAGGAUCUGUGGGCUCUUUUCUGUCAGACAGCUCUCUUGCUAGUCCUCGUCCAACCGAGCCACACACCGGAUCAUCAAAUGGGGAACUUCGCCGGGAAUUUACGAAGUCUGUCUCUCCACGUGGUGACUAUAUGCUUCGGGCAGACCGUCUUCGCCGACUCGAAAAUAUUAAAAUGUCUGCCAAUCCUGCUUUCCAACCAAGUCGCUCUGUGAGCCUGCCUCUUCAGCGGUUUAUAAACGAGAAGCUGGACUUGGACUUGAGUACUGAAUCAGUGCCUGAGAUUCCCGAGCGCUUCAAGUCGAAGAGCUCAGUCAUUUCAAGCAUUCCUGGCGUUUCUUCUACACCUAGUCAGAUUCCACAUGUUCCUAGGCGCCGUCCUGCUCUCGUGCGUGGAAAGUCCGCAUCGGACUUGAAAAACAGUGACACUUCAUCAAACCCGCCUGACCGCAGCCUGCCUGCUUUUGGUGGAAAUACCGCCCGGAGGGCCAUGCAGCAUCAAGACCAACCCAAAUCUGCGCGCUUGCGCCAGCGGCUGACCGCCCAUCCAAGCUUGGAGAGUCUUGGAGUCAAGAAGCAGGAACUUUCCUACGUUGAAGAGGACGAGUCAGAGCUCAUAGAUAGUGGUUCUCGAUCAUCAUCUCCGAACAAGCUGUCCAAGAAGCCUAGAGAUCAGCUUGAUGAAAAGAUCAAUUCUAUCCUCAGCACACUCCCUGGCCGCAUCCACCUCGUUGACCCUAGUAACGAGGCGGAUAGUUCAUCAUCCUCCUCAUCCAUGGAUCGAAAGAUGCGAGAACGAUACCUCUCCGAGUCACCACACGGCCCUCCUUCCCGGAGUUUCACUCCUGCUCCUUCUUUGACGCUUAUGCCUGCCGCCAGAAGGCGCUUGUCACAUGCGCAUAAGACUGAGGACAGCUACGUUAAGCUUUACCAUCUGCAUCACGGCGGCCAAACCGCACCCACCAAGUUAUUCGUUCGUACUGUCGGCGAAGACGGCCAACGAGUGAUGGUUCGAGUUGGUGGUGGUUGGGCAGAUCUUGGCGAAUAUCUCCGCGAAUACGUAGUCCAUCAUGGCCGUCGCAAGGUCUCCGAAACUCCUCGAGUCGAAGUGCAAGGUCUCCCAACUCGCUCGUCUCCUGGCUACUCUUCCGCUGCCAAUCUUCUUCCUCCCGCCGCUCCUUCCCUUAACUCUGGUCGUGCCACCCCAUCUCGACCCGCCUCCGUUCUCAGUGCUCGUCCACCAUCUUCUCUUACCGUGCGCAAAUCACGACGCGACUCCACCGCGUCGGAGGCCGUGGCUCCUAGAUCCGUGACGACAGGAAACCUCGGCUCCUUUACAUCACCCCCAUCCGCCGGAGCUCCAGGUCGUCGUCUUUCAAUGUCUUCCAGCUACUCAUUCGGAGAUCUCCAUUCUCCUGCUCAACUCCCUCUGCCAUCCCACGACAACUCAACACCCCUUGGUCUCGCCGGCCCUAAGCCUCGUUCGCGACAAAUCUCAAUGAGUCCCGAGGGCGAAGCCUGGGUCGAGAAUGUCCUCCAAAAAACCCGUCGAUCAACCUCUUUCAACCCUUCUCCCUUCGAUUCAAACCACUCGCCUGAGAUUGACGAAACCGACCACUAUGAUCUACCUCACCACGACCACACUGGUCGUUCUUUGCCCAAAGUACGAAGCAUCGGCGAUAUCAGUAUAGGUGGCACGGGCAGACGAGUCGUGCUUCGGGGUCUGGGCAACCACAGAUAA